Molecule: messenger RNA, 6699 nt
Organism: Plasmodium malariae
Lineage: Eukaryota; Apicomplexa; Aconoidasida; Haemosporida; Plasmodiidae
Gene: MRP2
Product: ABC transporter C family member 2, putative
Exons: 2
Coding region: 1-6699 (2232 amino acids)
Biological process (GO): transmembrane transport
Cellular component (GO): membrane
Molecular function (GO): ABC-type transporter activity; ATP hydrolysis activity; ATP binding
Source: RefSeq, a predicted model, not a curated record
AUGAGCUGGAAAAAAGGGAAGGGAUACAAUGGAUUGAGUCAAGGAAGUCUUAUAAAAAACAUAUCUUGGUUUCACUUUGUUACGUUUAGUUGGGUGAGGAAUUUACUAAAGGAUAUUAAGAAAAAUGAAGAUUUUAAAUUACCAAAAAUAGAUGAAAAUACAGCUAUAGAAUAUUAUACCUACAGAUUAACAGAGAAUUUAAAAAAAGGAAAAAAAAAAAAAAAAAAUAGCUUGUCUAAUAGGUUCCUUGUUACAAAGGAUAGACCACACAGUUGUUUAUACAAACAUGAUGAUGAAUCAAACACAGGUGGGACGAAAAACAUAAGGAAAAAGAAAAAAGGAGUGAAAGUAGAAGUAGAAGCAGCAGUAGAAGUAGACGAAGAGGAAGAAAAAGUUUUCCAGCACCGAGGAAUUACUUUAUCCUUGAUAGAAACAUUUAAAGUGCCACUGAUAUGUAUUGCUUUUUUUCAUAUUCUGCAUAAUAUAUUUUUAAUUUUUGUUGCACUAUGUAUAGAAAAUUAUAUAUUAAUAAUAAAAGGGCAUAAGACACUAUCAUUACCAGUUAUACAAAGAUAUUCAAAUAUACUCUUUGGUUUCAUUGUAAUAUUAGUAAUUGGUUUAGAUCUUUUUUUUGAUGCUAUGUUAACCUUCUGCGAUUAUAGAUGGAAAAUAAAUAUGGAGAUAACGAUAAUGUAUUUUUUAUACAAAAUUAAUCUUGGUAGAUAUACGAACUCUAUUACUAAUUCGUUAUUUCGUUAUAGCAUUGACAGUGAUAACCAUAUAGACUACAAACCUAAUGCAAGUCGUCGUAGUUUGGACAAAAAAGAUGUAUACAUUAAGGACCAGAUAGCCACUAGUGAGUACAUAUCUCGCGUAGAAUACGGUGGUGUCGAUAUAUGCAGUUCAAAAUUUAGCAAACAGGUUGAACAUAAAAAUGUAAGAGAAAAAGAUGCAGAAGCAGAAGCAGAAGCAGAAGCAGGUAUAGCAACAGGAGAGCAUGCCAUUUUUGCAGAAGAUGAUGCAAAGGAAAAAGGAGAAGACGACUACACGAUAGAAAUUAAAAGGGGUGAUACAUAUAAUAAAUACGCCUAUAGUGUUAGCGAGAGCAAUUUUUCCAGACAAGCACGAACCGACGAAGUGAGUGACGCAAGUGAGAAGAAAAGAGGUAGUAAUUUUGAUAUUACUUUAAAUGUUUAUAGUGGAAGUGAAGAUGAAAGUGCCAAGUUUGAAAAGGAAUAUAAACAAUACUUGUCAUAUAGGGAAAGAAGCUCAAGUAAUAAUAUAAAUAGUAAUAAUUGUAUUGAAAAUGGGAAUAGUAGAUACUUAAAUAGAGAUAAUAUGAACUCAAACAAGAGAAAUAGUAACAAGGAUUGGUCAGAGGAAGAUAGUGGACAUAUUACUACUGAGUAUGAUUACAGAAAAGAAGCGGAUGAAUCAUUGGAAGAAGAGAAAAAUGAAAAUGAUGCAUGUGAUAUAAAUAUUUACAAUAUAAUGUUUGUGGAUACGCCUUUUUUAAUAUACUAUGUAAGCUCUGCAGUAGAUGUAACAAACAUGUUAAUUAAGUUUUCUAUAUCCUUUUAUAUGUUUUAUCAUCGAAUGGGUGGUGAAUCAGUGAUACAUGGCAUUCUUUUAAUAGUGUUUUUGUAUAGUUUAAUGUUUAUCUUUCAAUUUUCAUCUAGUUUAUUUAAACGAAAAUAUUUGAAAUAUAGAGAUAUGCGAAUCAGUAACAUGCAUCAUGUUUUGAAAGAAUAUAAAUUAAUGAAAAUUUUCAAUUGGGAAUCUAUUGCUUUUGAUUAUAUUAACUAUUACAGAAUAAAAGAGAUGAAGUUUUGCAAAAUUCGAGUUUACCUGAACUCGUUAAGUAAUUACAUUAAUACCGUUUCUUUUAAUGCUGUUGAAGUAGCUAUAUUUUUUUUUUUUAUAAGAGGUGAAUUAAACAGUAGUAAACCAAUUAAUGUUAGUUCUAUAAUUACUCCUCUUUUUCUUUAUAAAUCCUUGAUUUCUGGUAUGUCUAACAUGCCUACUAUAAUUAAUAAUUUACUGGAAGGAUCCAUAAACAUUGGGCGUAUAAAUAGGUACAUUCAUCAUUAUAUGCAUGCGGGCGAGGUUUUGCACUAUUCGAAGUGUCCCUUGAACAGAGGUAGCGGUAGCAGUAACUACCACAGUGACAACCGUAACAAUGCUGAGAACACAAUUAGCAGCUACAAUUUGUUUGUUCAGAAUUUUUCAAAAAAUGGGAAAGGGAAAAAUUAUGAACAGUUCAGGAAAAAUAUGAACAUGCAAUAUAAAAAAAAAAAUUUAACAAAUUUUUUAAAAUUUCUAUUUUUCCCAGAAAGGCAGAAAACUGUGGGUCCCCUGGUGCAAGAUGAAGAAGCGAUAAUUAGUUCAAAGCACAGUAGUUACGGUUUGAUCCCGAAUGCUCAUUGUUUAAGUAAAAACGCAUCGAUAACCUAUUUAGAAAGGAACCAUCGGGGUAGCACAGGAAAUGGGGAAAAGAAAUACAGUAAUGAAAGGAUUAGAAGUGAACACGAGGGGAAAGUACACGGAGGAGAAUCGGCAGGAACAUCAGCAGAAGAAACAGACAGCAGUAUCAUUAUAAAACUUCAGAAUUGCAGCUUUGAUCCGAGUAGAAUAAGCCGCAACAUGGGAAAGAGUAACUCGUUGAAAAACAUAAAUCUAACAUUAAAAAACAAUACAAUAGCAAUAAUUAUAGGUAAUGUUGGUUCAGGUAAAACAUUAUUUUUUAAUUCAAUUUUAGGAAAAUUUAAGAUUUCAGAAGGAGGUUAUUAUGUGAAAAAUUUUUUAUAUGAUAUGCCAGUUUUGUAUGUACCACAAUUUCAUUGGGUAUCAGUAGGGACAGUAAGAUCGAUGAUUACAUUUGGUAAUAGGUACAUACCAUCUAUUUAUUAUAAAACAGUAGUACAGAGUAAGUUGUUACAUGAUAUACUUUCAUUUAAGAAGAAAGAUAUGAGAUAUGUCAAUGAUGAACAUAGUUUAAGUAAAGGACAGAAGGCAAGAAUAUGUUUAGCAAGGGCUUUGUAUCAUCAUUAUAUACAUAUGAAUGAUUUAUUUAUUGAACAUGAAAAGAGGAAAAGUUAUGAUCGAAAAUUACAACGGAACAAAGUAAAUUUUGAAAAGGAUCAUUCUAAACUUAAUUCAAUACAUGUCGAUGAUGGAACUACAGAGCGGAUAGAUGCAUUUAAUACUACCAGUAAUAUAUAUCAUACCGAUAACACAAAUAAUAAAGAGAAUAAUGAAUGCAGGGAAAAACAUCAUGAUACAGAUUUAUCAACAAAUUAUAGCUGCAAUACUACAAACGGAACUCUCAACAAUAAUGGUAUAUACGGAGGUGCGCAAAAUUUUGAUUGCACCGUUCAAACUGGAAAAGAUAAGAGUAAAAAGGAAAAUUUUGCUAAUGGAGAAAAGGAAGAAGAGGAGGGGAAUGGGGAGGAAAUCCCCAUUUUUGUUGAUGAAUCUGUGGGCACCUGUUUAAAGGAGCAUAACAUGUCCUAUCUGUACUUAUUUGAUGAUGUUUUUAGUGCCUUAGAUCCGUGUAAUGCGAAAGACAUAUUUUAUAAUUUAUUUUGUGAUAAGAAGGAAAUAGAACAUUUUAAGAAAAACUGCGGUUUUUUAUUAACAAUGAACGAAAAUAUAUGGAAUAGUUUUUUAAUAGAUGACAUCAUUAGUGAUCUUCAAUAUAAAGUUGAUGUGUACAAAUUAGGGAACAAUUCAUUACAAUAUUUGGGGGACGUGUUUGAUUAUAUGAAAAAAAAUGAUAUAAAAAUUGAAAAAGACCUGAACAGUUCAGAAGGGGAAAAAAUUUCGAAAAAGAAAAAAAAGCUCGAAAAAAAAAAAAAAAAAGAAGUUUUGUUAAAAGACAUGGAUUUUUUAUUUAAUGAAAAAGAAGCAAAUGCAAAGGGAAAGCUGAUUAUAAGCAAAAGUAAUGUGAAAUAUAAAAAAUUUAUGGUAUUAAAACAGUUUAAGACGAUUUAUUCAUUUAAAAUUGAGCCAACAAACAGCGAUUUGGGAAAUUACACGAGGGGAUACUCGACCAUUUCACAGAAUUACAUAGAUAACGAAUUGGAGUUAAAAAAAGUGGGCAACCCAGUUAGUAGUAACCUUAGUAAGAAGAAUAGUAUGAUUAAUAAUUAUACGGAAAUUUUAGUGAAGAAAGAAACAGAUUUUAAUAAAUCAUUUGAUAAGAAUGAAGAGAUAUAUGAACAUGAAUUUAAAAAUGUGUGCACAUUUCUACAGGCACAAUUAAAAAAUUAUUAUUACAUAUAUGAUGAGAAUAAUAUUGACAGGAAUGAAAAUGAAGAUGAAGGACGAUUCAAGGGAAACAUAAAAUUAGAUACAUUUACAUGGUAUUUUAACAAAUUAGGAAAAUCAUUAAUAAUAGUAAUUAUUGUUUUUAUGUUUUUAUCAAUAUUUUUGGAUGAGAUAAAAAAUGUAUUACUGUUUUUAGCUAGUACCUUGUUGAGAAGUGGAGAUGAAAACGAUGCAGAAAUAUUAAAACAACAAUUUAUGUAUUUGAAAUAUUUUGCAUUAUUACCAUCCGUAUCUUUAGUAACAACAUUAACUUCUUUUAUGUUAAUAGCACAUGGUAUUGUAUCAUCAGCUAAAAAAGUUCAUACAGAAGUGUUAUAUAGUAUUUUAUAUGCACCAAUACAUGCAUUUUAUAAUAACAAUUUAGGAAAUAUAAUAAAUAGAUUUAUUACAGAUAUUAAUGUAUUAGAUAAUGGAAUAAUUAAAAGAUUUUAUAAAACUUGUUAUACCUUUUUUCGUUUUUUGUUUACUGUAUGUUUGUUAAAUUAUUUAGUUAAACAUACUGUUUUUGUUUUUCCCUUUGUCAUGUUAAUAAUUUAUUAUUAUGUUUUCAAAAAAUAUUCAAGUGGUUGUAAAGAAGCGCAGAGAGGGUAUUUAUGUUCACAUUCACCUCUUUGUACUAUUUAUAGUAAUACCUUACUAGGUAAAGAUAUAAUCAAUAUAUAUAAAAAAAAUAGCUAUUUCUUAAAAUCAUAUGAAGACCGCAUAUAUGCCUUUAGGAAUUUCUGUUUAUUUAAAUGGUCUCUUACUAUUUGGGCAUCUCUAUACGUUCAACUGAUUGUAUUACUUUUGACCUCCUUUUAUAUUGUAUACCCAUAUUUGUUUUUUUCACUUGCUACUAAUAAUAAUUUUAGCAAUGGAAUGGAUACUGUCAUGAUGAACGCUGAUAGUACCCAGAACAGUACCAUGUUAAAUGAUAAUAUGAUGAAUAACAGCACGAUGAAUAGCAGUACAAUGAACAGUAGCACCAUGAGUAGUAAUAUGUCAAAUGAAAAGAACGCGAGUACCAUUGGUUACUGUAUCACCUUUUCAUGCAGUCUUGGUUUUAUAAUAAAGGGAUUAAUAUAUGAUUAUACCCAUGUUGAAAAGGAAAUGUGUAGUACACAGAGAUUAGAAGAAUGCUCUAAAAUGAUUAAGGAAAAGGUUUUCUUCGAUGAUAAGGACCAUGAGGUAGAAGCAAAUUUUAGUAACUCUAUUACAACGACAAAGGGUAGUAGCAGUAGUAGUAGCAGUGGUGGUGGUAGUGGCGGUAAAAUCCAAGUGAAUGGAAAGAAACAAAGGAAUAGUAGUAGCUGUAGUGGAAAAGUAAACGACUCCUCUGUGUCUACAAGAGAAUUGUCGUCAAUUUCUCCUAAUGAAGAGACGACGAUGGUUUCUUAUAUAGUUACUGAAGACGAGUCUAAAAAGAAAUACGGAAUUCAUUUUGAAAAUGUUUUUGUAAGUUACAAAAAAAAAAUUUAUAUUGACAGAACGAGGAAUAUGUACUACUAUGCUGAUGAAAAGUCUUGUUUACGAAAUAUUAAUAUAUAUGCUCUUAAGUAUCAAAAAAUAGGAAUAGUAGGUAAAUCAGGUGCAGGUAAAAGUACAACCAUUUUAUCUAUCCUAGGUUUAAUACCAACAACUAGAGGAAAUAUAACAAUUGAAGGAAGAAAUAUAAGAUCCUUUAGCUUAGAAGAAAGGAAAAACAUUAUUGGUGUGUUACCUCAAUCAUCCUUUUUCUUUUUACAUUGGAAUAUAAGGACGUUUAUUGAUCCUUAUCAGAAUUUUUCGGAUGACGAUAUUGUAGAUGCUUUUAAAUUAAUAGGAAUAAACUUGACAUACAAUGACUUGGAUAAGUAUAUACAUAAACAGAAAAAGAAGAAAAAAGGAGAAACACCGGCAGAAGGAAAAAAAACAAAUGUAAUUAAUGAACUAAAAAAUAAAAAAGUGAACACAAAAAUGAACAUGAAGAUGAAAAUGAUGAAUAUGAUAAAGAUGAAUAUCAAGAAAAAAAAUAAAGAUCAAAAUAUUGCCAAUCCAGAUAACUUCAUUUCCUUAUCAGAUGAUUGUAUACGUUACUUAUCCUUAGUUCGAAUUUUCCUAAACAGGCACAAGUACAAAUUAGUGUUAAUUGAUGAAAUGCCUGUUUUAAAUUUAUGUUUAGAUAAUAAUAAAUUGAAUAACUUUUUCUCAAGUGAUAUUAAAUCAUUUGAGUAUAUCAUCAAAAAUUAUUUUAAAAAUAUUACCGUCUUAAUUAUUGCUCAUGAUGCUAGUACCCUGUCGUGUUGUGAUUUUAUAUACGUUAUAUCCAAGGGGGAAGUCGUCUAUAAAUGCAGUUGUACUGAUGUUAAGACGCAAGGGGAGUUGGCGGAAAUUAUUCAGCAGCAGGCAUAG